Messenger RNA from Pistacia vera, 1796 nucleotides. RefSeq names its product acetolactate synthase small subunit 1, chloroplastic-like. Gene Ontology annotation, cellular component: cytosol. NCBI's taxonomy places the organism in Eukaryota, Viridiplantae, Streptophyta, Magnoliopsida, Sapindales, Anacardiaceae. The record is from RefSeq and is a predicted model, not a curated record. The transcript is spliced from 12 exons. Gene Ontology annotation, molecular function: acetolactate synthase activity; acetolactate synthase regulator activity. Bases 62 to 1513 code for a protein of 483 amino acids. Gene Ontology annotation, biological process: L-valine biosynthetic process.
UGACAACUUAAGUGAACUCUAUUUCUUCAUUCUUUUCUCGAAAACCAAAAACCAGAAACUCAUGGCGGCUGCUCUGGCCCCCUAUCCCAAACCGCAUUCCGGAGCUGGGUUUUCAAAGAGAAGCUCUGAGCUUUUGCCAUUUGUGAGAACGAGGACAAACUCUGCAGCUAGUGUAGCACUUCAAGUCCCUUCAAAGAAGCUCCAUUUGGUCACCGCCAGCGCCACCCACAGUGCUCUCCCUCUCUCUCACACUCCUGCUGCCGUCUCCACUGCCUCAAGCUCAAAGGUGAAACGCCACAAAAUUUCAUUGUUUGUUGGUGAUGAGAGUGGAAUAAUAAACAGGAUUGCUGGGGUGUUUGCUAGGCGGGGUUACAAUAUUGAGUCCCUUGCAGUGGGUUUGAAUGAGGACAAGGCUCUCUUUACCAUAGUUGUCUCUGGAACAGAGAGGGUUUUGCGACAAGUAGUGGAACAACUUAACAAACUUGUGAAUGUCACAAAGGUGGAAGAUAUCUCAAGGGAGCCACAAGUCGAACGUGAACUAAUGCUUAUAAAACUUAAUUCUGAUCCAACUACCCGUCCUGAGAUCAUGUGGUUAGUCGACAUCUUCAGAGCAAAAGUUGUUGAUACCUCUGAACACUCUCUGACCAUUGAGGUCACUGGAGAUCCUGGAAAGAUGGUUGCUGUUCAGAGAAACUUGAGAAAGUUUGGAAUAAAAGAACUUGCAAGAACUGGAAAGAUUGCUUUGAGACGGGAAAAGAUGGGCGAGACAGCUCCAUUCUGGAACUUUUCUGCAGCUUCAUAUCCAGAUCUCGAAAGUGCUGUGCCAAAUGGUGCUGUUGUACCAAAAAAUAAUGGAUCACUGAAUGGGAAUACAAGUACAUCUUUGGGGGGUGAUGUAUAUCCUGUAGAGCCUUAUGAUGACUAUCCUAUGAAGAUUCUUGAUGCUCAUUGGGGUGUGCUCUAUGAUGAAGAUUCAAGUGGAUUUCGGUCACACACUUUAACUAUGCUUGUCAACAACACUCCUGGAGUUCUCAACAUAGUCACCGGGGUUAUAUCUCGAAGAGGUUAUAACAUUCAGAGUCUAGCCGUAGGGCCAGCUGAAAUGGAGGGUCUCUCUCGCAUCACAACUGUAGUUCCAGGAACUGAUGAGUCAAUUGGCCAGUUGGUUCAGCAAUUGCACAAGUUAAUAGAUCUUCAUGGGGUUCGGGAUAUCACUAACUUGCCAUUUGCCGAGCGAGAGUUGAUGUUGAUAAAAAUUGCUGUGAACACUGCUGCCAGGAGGGAUGUCCUUGAUAUUGCUAAAAUAUUCCGGGCCAGAGCAGUUGAUGUGUCUGAUCACACAAUUACCCUUGAGUUGACAGGAGAUUUGAAUAAGAUCAUUGCAUUGCAGAGGUUAUUGGAGACCUAUGGGAUUUGUGAGGUGGCUCGGACUGGGAGGGUGGCGUUGGUGCGAGAGUCAGGUGUCGAUUCCACAUCCCUUCGUGGAUAUCCUCUACCUAUAGAUACUGAUUAGCUGCCUAACUCGACCAACUUUCUCAACUAAGGUUUGAUUUGUAUUUCCUUGUGUAGAAAUAAAGGCUAAAGCUAUUUUAGUAAAAUUUCCGAUCCCAUAUUGGGUUUCAUAAGGGGCAGAUCAAUGUGCAUUUGGAAGUUCAGAUAGACAUUGUAGUUGUCCUUGAUGAAACUUAAGAUUUUCCCCAGAGAAAAGACAUUUAUCACCAGGCUGAUUUGUACUUGCAUGUAGAACAUUUUAGUGCUGUAUCAAUUUUAUACGUGGAAUUUCCCAGUUUUCAGUC